Messenger RNA from Morus notabilis, 624 nucleotides. Its product is annotated as protein trichome birefringence-like 37. The record is from RefSeq and is a predicted model, not a curated record. The annotation marks the transcript as partial. NCBI's taxonomy places the organism in Eukaryota, Viridiplantae, Streptophyta, Magnoliopsida, Rosales, Moraceae. Gene Ontology annotation, molecular function: O-acetyltransferase activity. Gene Ontology annotation, cellular component: Golgi apparatus. The transcript is spliced from 2 exons.
AACCACUCUCUCCUUCCUUCAUUUCUCUGUCUAAACGUGACAAUGUCCCUCUUCCACACGCUAUAAAUUCCACACCACAGACAACAUUGUACCAUCGCAAGCCGUCUCUUCGACAGUUUUCGGACCCGAAAUCCGAGAUGGGUUUUAGGCCCCGAGCUCUGUUCCCUCUUUUUCUCCAAGUUCUGCUCUUGUUUCUACAAAGAACGAGAGCAGGGCAUGUGUUCCAUAACGUGAGUGGUUUGAGAGGCAGAAAGCAAGUAAGUGGGUGCGAUUUGUUCCAAGGAAAAUGGGUUUUCGACGCUUCUUAUCCUCUUUACGAUUCCUCAAGCUGUCCAUUAAUAGAUCCUGAGUUUGAUUGCCAAAAAUAUGGCAGACCCGAUAAGCAGUACCUCAAGUACGCUUGGAAACCUGACUCUUGUGACUUGCCCAGGUUUAAUGGGGUGGAUUUUCUGGCGAGGUGGAGAGGAAAGAAGAUAAUGUUUGUGGGUGACUCACUGAGUCUGAACAUGUGGCAAUCGUUGGCGUGUAUGAUUCACGAGUCUGUGCCAAACUCAAAGACAAGCACUGUGAGGAGAGACUCUCUAUCUUCUGUGACAUUCCAGGUACACGCACACAACAAACACA